This is a messenger RNA of Raphanus sativus (radish), 1218 nucleotides long. RefSeq names its product F-box/kelch-repeat protein At1g64840-like. Gene Ontology annotation, molecular function: protein binding. The transcript has 3 exons. The record is from RefSeq and is a predicted model, not a curated record. Lineage: Eukaryota; Viridiplantae; Streptophyta; Magnoliopsida; Brassicales; Brassicaceae. The coding region runs from base 1 to 1218 and encodes 405 amino acids.
AUGGAUUUACGUAACGUUUCAAAACUGUCUCUGUCUCCAUCAGCAGAAAUGACAACUAACGAGAUCACAUUGUCCGUGCCGGACUGGUCUCUUCUCCCUGUAGAACUACUCCACAUUAUCUCUAAGAAGCUGGAGGACUGUUUCAAUGUUGUUCAUGCUCGCUCUGUUUGCACCUCGUGGCGUUCCAUCUUUCUCUUUCCUUCCCACCUAUCACGCCAAAGUUACUCUCUUCCCACGCUCGAUAACAAAGGCUCGUGGAGCCUCGAGAAGAUCCCUUUGUUCCUCUUUAGAAACAGGACUCUUGCUGCUGAGUAUUUCGUGGGAGGUAUAGGGCGAAAUGAGCCAGAGGAGGACCUUCCAUCUCCAAACCAAUGCUCAGUGAAAGUGGAGAUUCCAGGAUCUGAUCCACGGUUGAUGAACAUCCUCGACUGCCAGAUCCUCCCUCUUCGCCAUCAGUACCGAAUGAUUGGUUGCAAUGCUAAAGGAUACAGAGGCGUGGCUGUCCUUCCACUAAACAAGGAGGGAGGAGGAGAUUUUGUUGUUCUACUCAACUGCACUAGUGGUUUGAUGGUGCUAAGAAAUAAUGAAAUGAGGUGGAGGCGGUUCCAGACACUCUCAAUGCAUCCGUGCGACGAUUUAGUCACUUUUAGGGGCAGAUUCUACGCACUCUUUGUUGACGGAGACGUUUUUGGUUUCGAUCCUCAUUUCCUGGAACUGUAUCCUCUGGUACGCUUGAAGCUUGAUCGGAAAUGUGGUUGGUCCACCUCUCUGGUUCCAUCUGGUGACGAUGAGCUUUUCCUGGUUGAGCUGUUCUCCACUCGUCGUAAUGGUGAUGUGUUAGACUUGAUGAGUCGGGUAACAUUGAGAGUGUGUAGGCUGGAUGUUGAUGCUGGUCAAUGGGUCAUGGUCAAAGAUGUAGGAGACCGUGUGUUGGUUAUUGGAGACUUGGGAAAUGUCUCGUUCUCGGCUAAAGAGCUUCCUGAUGGUUGUGGUGUGAGUGGGAACUCAGUUGUGUUUACUUAUGGUCCAAGCAAUGUAACAUGCUCCUACAGAUAUGACGACGACCUCAACUGUUGGAGGUAUAAAAGAGAGGAUCUGGUGACUAUCCUCGGCAGGUCUCCGGCAGUGGCUCUCCGGGUUGAACGAUCUUCAGCAGAUGCAUAUAGCCACCGUUCUUCAUGGCCACACACCCGUAGGAGUGUGAACUUCAGAAUGUGA